Messenger RNA from Nannizzia gypsea CBS 118893, 1563 nucleotides. Its product is annotated as ATP synthase subunit beta. Gene Ontology annotation, biological process: proton transmembrane transport; proton motive force-driven mitochondrial ATP synthesis. The transcript is spliced from 8 exons. The coding region runs from base 1 to 1563 and encodes 520 amino acids. Gene Ontology annotation, molecular function: ATP hydrolysis activity; ATP binding; proton-transporting ATP synthase activity, rotational mechanism. NCBI's taxonomy places the organism in Eukaryota, Fungi, Ascomycota, Eurotiomycetes, Onygenales, Arthrodermataceae. The record is from RefSeq and is a predicted model, not a curated record.
AUGUUCAAGAGCGGCAUUUCCCGGACCCUCGGAAGGUCUGCAUUUGCACGACCUUCCUCCUCUGUCCUCUCUUCCGUCCGCCCAACCUUCAAGAACAAUGCUCUCCAAGCUCUCACAGCCAGAUAUGCCAGUACGGACUCUGCCAACAUCGGCAAGAUCCAUCAGGUCAUCGGUGCCGUCGUUGACGUGAAAUUCGAUACCGAGACCCUUCCCUCCAUUCUCAACGGUUUGGUGACCGACAAUGGCGGCCAGAAGCUGGUCCUCGAGGUCGCUCAACAUUUGGGUGAGAGAGUUGUGCGAACAAUUGCUAUGGACGGUACCGAAGGUCUCGUUCGUGGUGCCAAGGUCACUGACACUGGCCUUCCCAUCCAAAUCCCUGUCGGCCCUGGUACUCUUGGACGUAUCAUGAACGUCACUGGUGACCCAAUUGACGAGCGAGGCCCAAUUAAGGGUGUCAAGAUGGCUCCUAUCCACGCUGAAGCCCCCGAGUUCGUUGAGCAGUCCACCUCUGCUGAGGUUCUCGUCACUGGUAUCAAGGUCGUCGAUCUCCUUGCCCCAUAUGCCCGUGGUGGUAAGAUUGGUCUCUUCGGUGGUGCCGGUGUCGGUAAGACUGUGUUCAUCCAGGAGUUGAUUAACAACAUUGCCAAGGCUCACGGUGGUUACUCUGUUUUCACUGGUGUCGGAGAGCGUACCCGUGAAGGAAACGAUCUCUACCAUGAAAUGCAGGAAACCCGUGUCAUUCAGCUCGAUGGCGAGUCUAAGGUCGCCCUUGUCUUCGGCCAGAUGAACGAGCCCCCAGGUGCCCGUGCCCGUGUUGCUCUUACUGGUUUGACCAUUGCUGAGUACUUCCGUGAUGAGGAGGGUCAAGACGUGCUUCUCUUCAUUGACAACAUUUUCCGUUUCACUCAGGCUGGUUCCGAAGUGUCUGCCCUGCUUGGUCGUAUCCCAUCUGCCGUCGGUUACCAACCCACUCUUGCCGUCGACAUGGGUGGUAUGCAGGAACGUAUUACCACCACCAAGAAGGGAUCCAUUACCUCCGUCCAGGCCGUCUACGUCCCUGCUGACGAUUUGACUGAUCCUGCUCCUGCCACCACCUUCGCCCAUUUGGACGCCACCACUGUCUUGUCCCGUGGUAUCUCUGAGUUGGGUAUCUACCCAGCUGUCGACCCUCUCGACUCCAAAUCCCGUAUGCUUGACCCCCGUAUCGUCGGUGAGGACCACUACAACACUGCCACCCGUGUCCAGCAGAUGUUGCAGGAGUACAAGUCCCUCCAGGAUAUCAUUGCUAUUCUGGGUAUGGACGAAUUGUCGGAAGCUGACAAGCUUACCGUCGAGCGUGCCCGUAAAAUGCAACGUUUCCUUUCCCAGCCUUUCACCGUCGCCCAGGUCUUCACUGGUAUCGAGGGUGCCCUUGUUGACUUGAAGGACACCAUCCGAAGCUUCAAGGCCAUCAUCAACGGUGAAUGCGAUGAUCUCCCAGAAGCCGCCUUCUACAUGGUUGGAGACAUUGAGUCCGCCCGUGCCAAGGGAGAGAAGAUCCUGGCUGAGCUUGAAAAACAAUAG